This is a messenger RNA of Hyaloscypha bicolor E, 1197 nucleotides long. Its product is annotated as carbohydrate-binding module family 1 protein. Gene Ontology annotation, molecular function: cellulose binding; hydrolase activity, hydrolyzing O-glycosyl compounds. The record is from RefSeq and is a predicted model, not a curated record. Gene Ontology annotation, biological process: carbohydrate metabolic process. The transcript is spliced from 4 exons. The coding region runs from base 1 to 1197 and encodes 398 amino acids. Lineage: Eukaryota; Fungi; Ascomycota; Leotiomycetes; Helotiales; Hyaloscyphaceae. Gene Ontology annotation, cellular component: extracellular region.
AUGCACGUCUCAGCCUUACUUCCUCUUGCUGCUCUCGUCCCUGCUACCCUUUGCCAGCUCAAUACCUUGGCCAAAGCAAAGGGAUUGAAGUAUUUCGGUUCUGCAACCGACAAUGGCGAACUCUCUGAUACUACAUAUGUUUCUAUCCUAUCAAAUACCGGCCAAUUUGGACAGAUUACUCCUGGUAACACUCAGAAGUGGGUCUAUACUGAGCCUACCCAGAAUACCUUCAGUUGGACCCAAGGAGAUGUCAUCACUAGCUUCGCUGAAGGCAACGGCCAAUUAUUGCGAUGUCACAACCUUGUCUGGCACAAUGAGCUUCCAAGUUGGAUCACCUCUGGCACCUGGACAAAUGCAACCCUCAUUGCUGCUCUGAAGAACCACAUCGCGAACGAAGUCACACACUACAAGGGGCAGUGCUACGCCUGGGAUGUUGUAAAUGAAGCCUUCAACGACGAUGGGACAUACCGUGUUGACGUCUUCUACACCACUAUUGGGCCAGAAUACAUCCCCAUCGCCUUCGAAACAGCCGCCCUCUACGACAGCACCGUAAAGCUCUACUACAAUGACUACAACAUCGAAUCAGCCGGCGCCAAAUCCACCGCUGCCCAAAACCUUGUCUCCUCUCUCAAAGCCCGCAGCAUCAAAAUUGACGGUGUAGGCCUCCAAGCCCAUUUCAUCGUCGGACCAACUCCUUCUCUCUCCUCCCAAAUCUCAAAUCUGAAAUCCUUCACCGCUCUCGGCGUUGAAGUUGCCUACACAGAGCUUGAUAUCAGAUUCACGAGUCUCCCGCCGACAGCAGCCGGACUUACGCAACAAGGGACAGAUUAUGCGAAUACUGUUUCUGCUUGUGUAGAGACGACGGGCUGUGUGGGUGUCACGGUAUGGGAUUUUACGGAUAAGUAUUCCUGGGUUCCGUCCACGUUUUCCGGACAGGGGGAGGCUUGUCUUUGGUAUUCGGACUUCACUCUGCACCCCGCGUAUUAUUCUGUUGUUUCUGCGCUUGGAGGUACGGCCGCAACAACCACACUAGUGACGAGCAGGACGACUUCAAGUGCGACUGCAACAACAACAACGGCGAGUGGAACAGUUGCGAAAUGGGGACAGUGCGGAGGAAUUGGAUGGACUGGUGGAACUGUCUGUGUGGCGGGCACGACUUGUACCUACAGUAAUGCUUGGUAUAGCCAGUGUCUGUAG